ACCUCUAACCUACGGCUGAAUUAUGAAUUAGCAAAUUAAAUAAAAAUCCAAAAAUUGAAAAGUGUUGCCGCGUUGCUUUGUGUUCGUCGUUUCCUUUGACUUUUUUUGUAUAAAAAGUGAAAGAUUUUCAAAAAAAAAAGAUAGAUAGGCCUCCGCGGUUCGUCUACGGUGCGUUUUCAACUUGCGGAUUUGGCGCAAAAUGGCAAUGAACUCUUCACAAGUCAAAGCACAACAUUUACAGCAACAAAACAACAUGGCUGGUGGCGUUGGGGCUAGUGGUUGGCCUAGGACCCGAGGAAAUUCACAAUCUUCUUCGACACCGACCACCCCAAUUGAUGGACCCAAAUUCAACACAUCCAGUACUGCAAUUAAUAGAAUAAUUAACCUAUAUCCUCUUACAAACUACAUUUUCGGUACAAAAGAGCCCCUCUUUGAAAAAGACCCAUCGGUGCCGGCUCGUUUUCAACGAAUAAGAGACGAAUUUGAAAAAAUCGGUAUGAGAAGAAGCGUCGAAGGCAUACUUUUGGUGCACGAGCACGGGUUACCUCAUGUUUUGCUUUUACAGUUGGGUACCACCUUUUUUAAGCUUCCGGGUGGUGAAUUGGGGCCAGGCGAAGACGAGGUAGAAGGCCUUAAAAGAUUAUUGACUGAGACCCUCGGCCGUCUAGACGGUGUUAAACAAGAAUGGCACGUUGAAGACAUCAUCGGUAAUUGGUGGAGACCGAAUUUCGAACCACCUCAGUACCCCUAUGUACCGCCCCACAUCACUAAACCCAAGGAGCACAAACGACUCUUUUUGGUGCAACUUCAAGAAAAGGCUCUUUUUGCUGUACCGAAAAACUACAAGUUGGUAGCGGCGCCUCUGUUCGAGCUCUAUGACAAUUCGCAAGGAUAUGGACCAAUAAUUUCAUCCUUGCCUCAAGCUUUGUGCAGAUUCCAGUUUAACUAUAUGUGAUCUCGCGUUCCAGAAGCGACACGAUUAAAUUAGAAUUUCCCCUCAAUGCCAGAUUUACCCUUAUGGAUUUUCUCGAUAACCGGCAUAAUAUUUAUGACUACCUUUCAUUGACAAAAUGAACCCUAUUUUCCUACUUCCGACCUUGGAGAAAAAUGUUUUUUUAGACACUGUAUCUUAAUAUAUUGCUACCAAUAAAAUAUUUUUAAUUGAAAUUGUAUAAAAAUGCAAGAAGUUCUUGUUUGGAAUUUAUUUAGUUUUAGGAAUAAUUCGUGGUGACUUUUUUUGUAUAUUAGUUAUGUAAUAGGCUUUAAGUAUAAAACAAAACAAAAUAGUUUGUCAACAAUAUAAUAGACUUGUGAGGGGUUUUAAAUUGCAUUCUUUAUUUGUUAAUAAAAAUUUUGUUUAAUAUG
Ceutorhynchus assimilis (cabbage seed weevil) is the source of this 1365-nucleotide messenger RNA. NCBI's taxonomy places the organism in Eukaryota, Metazoa, Arthropoda, Insecta, Coleoptera, Curculionidae. The record is from the annotation of a GenBank genome assembly.